Molecule: messenger RNA, 2245 nt
Organism: Eubalaena glacialis (North Atlantic right whale)
Lineage: Eukaryota; Metazoa; Chordata; Mammalia; Artiodactyla; Balaenidae
Product: zinc finger protein 81
Exons: 5
Coding region: 239-2242 (667 amino acids)
Biological process (GO): regulation of transcription by RNA polymerase II
Molecular function (GO): RNA polymerase II cis-regulatory region sequence-specific DNA binding; DNA-binding transcription factor activity
Source: RefSeq, a predicted model, not a curated record
GUUGUCAAGAGGAUCCCAGUGCUCUUUGCCGGAGGGAUGUGGAGGUGAUGGGGACCCGGGGAGGGUUUCUUGGAGUCUCUGUGGAGCCCCUGGGCCAGACCCCAUAGUGAAGGCUGCAGGAUCUUCCUUCAGGCCCCAGCAGCUCUGGUUGAGUCCACAGGUGCCCACCUGACCUCGGGUUCCUGGGAAGAGUGGAGUUGUCAGCAAGAGAGCCCGGGUGCUUAGGCCCAGGGGGAAGAUGCCAGCCAACAAGUGCGCUCCUGGGCCAUCCCUGGCCCUGACUACAGGGGGAUGUGACAACUCCUGUGAGGUGUCAGUGUCCUUUGAGGACGUGACUGUGGACUUCAGCAGGGAGGAGUGGCAGCAGCUGGAUUCUACUCAAAGGCGCCUGUACCAGGACGUGAUGCUGGAGAACUAUAGCCACCUCCUCUCACUGGGGUGUGAAAUUCCCAAGCCAGAGGUCAUCUUCAAGUUGGAGCGAGGAGAGGAGCCUUGGACGUUGGAGGAGGAAACCCCACAUCAGAGCUGCUCAGAUGGAAAGUUUGGGAUUAAGACCUCACAAAAAAGAAUUUCUGGAAAAGUUUCAUUUCAUAGUGAAAUGGAGGGUGAAGAUACAAGAGAUGAUUCAUUGUAUUCCAUUUUAGAAGAACUGUGGCACGGUGCUGAACAGAUAAAAAGCUAUCAGGAAAAACAGAACAAACCUCUGAGUCAUGCUGCUUUCAUCAAUAAGAAAAUAUUGAAUACAGAAUGGGAUUAUGAAUAUAAAGACAGUGGAAAAUUUGUUCAUCCAGGCCCAAAUCGUAUUCCUUCACAGAAAAGAUCCCAUAAACGUGACUCAUUUGGAAAGAGUUUAAAGUAUAAUUUAGAUGUACCUAUUCAUAAUAAAAACAAUGCAACAAAGAACUUUGAUAAAAUUAUUGGACACGGUCAAGUUUUCACCCAGAGCUCUUCUUAUACUAACCAUGAAAAUACACAUACAGGAGUGAAAUUCUGUGACAGCAAUCAGUGUGGCAAAGUCUUCAGCCUCAAACAAGCACUCAGUCACAAUCUGAAAUUUCCUGUUGGGGAGAAAGCAAAUAUGUGUACUGAACUUGGGAAGAUCUUCACCCAGAGGUCACACCUCUUUGCACCUCAGAGAAUUCAUACUACGGAAAAACCUCAUGGACUUAGCAAAUGUGUGAAUGUUUUUACACAGAAGCCACUACUCAGUAUAUAUUUGAGAGUUCAUAGAGAUGAAAAACUAUAUAUAUGUUCUGAGUGUGGGAAGGCGUUCAUCCAAAAUUCAGAAUUAAUUAUGCAUGAGAAAAUUCAUACUAGAGAAAAACCCUAUAAAUGUAGUGAAUGUGGAAAAUCAUUUUUCCAAGUGUCAUCUCUACUUAGGCAUCAGACAACCCAUACUGGAGAAAAACUUUAUGAAUGCAGUGAAUGUGGGAAAGGCUUCUCCCUGAACUCAGCCCUCAAUGUACAUCAGAAAAUUCAUACUGGAGAGAGACACCACAAGUGCAGUGAGUGUGGGAAAGCCUUUACCCAAAAAUCAACGCUCAGAAUGCAUCAGAGAAUUCAUACAGGAGAGAGAUCCUACAUAUGUACUGAAUGUGGGCAGGCCUUCAUCCAAAAGGCACACUUGAUUGCACAUCAAAGAAUUCAUACUGGAGAGAAGCCUUAUGAAUGCAGUGACUGUGGGAAAUCUUUCCCUUCUAAGUCACAACUCCAGAUGCAUAAGCGAAUUCACACAGGAGAGAAACCCUAUAUAUGCACUGAUUGUGGGAAGGCCUUUACCAACAGGUCAAAUCUCAAUACUCACCAGAAAUCUCAUACUGGAGAGAAGUCUUAUAUAUGUGCAGAAUGUGGGAAAGCCUUCACAGACAGGUCAAAUUUCAAUAAACACCAGACAAUUCAUACUGGAGAGAAACCCUAUGUCUGUGCUGAUUGUGGGAGGGCCUUCAUCCAGAAGUCAGAGUUAAUUACACAUCAGAGAAUCCAUACUACAGAGAAGCCUUAUAAAUGUUCUGACUGUGAGAAAUCCUUCUCCAAGAAACCACAUCUCAAAGUACAUCAGCGAAUUCACACAGGAGAGAAACCAUAUAUAUGUGCAGAAUGUGGGAAAGCUUUCACUGACAGGUCAAAUUUCAAUAAACACCAGACAAUUCAUACUGGAGAGAAACCCUAUAAAUGUAGUGACUGUGGAAAGGGCUUCACUCAGAAAUCAGUUCUGAGUAUGCAUCGCAAUAUUCAUACAUGAAAG